Molecule: messenger RNA, 960 nt
Organism: Labeo rohita (rohu)
Lineage: Eukaryota; Metazoa; Chordata; Actinopteri; Cypriniformes; Cyprinidae
Product: urokinase plasminogen activator surface receptor-like
Exons: 5
Coding region: 186-872 (228 amino acids)
Source: RefSeq, a predicted model, not a curated record
UAUAUUAUAAACCGCAUUUGGGUCCAAAUAACAUUAAACCUUUACUGUAUAAACUAUUAUGUAUGUAUCAUCUUCUUUUUGUCUUUCUGUGAAACUGAUUUUUUUUAUAAAGUCACACCCCUUCUGUUAAGCUAUAAAAUGAGCACCGAAACAGGCAUGUUCUCAUAUUCACCUCCUGAUCAAAGAUGGAUCUGCAACUCUCAGUUUUUCUUCUGUUCGCUCUUUUCACUGCAGGACACUCUCUCAGCUGUUAUCAGUGCCCUGGCACUACCUCAGACUCUUGUGUACAGAGCACAUGCAGCAAUGAAUCAUCCAGCUGCUUAGCUGCAACAGUAUAUAGCGGUGACAACAGAACAGUAGCUAAAGGUUGUUUUAUUUCCAAUGGCUGCCCAACCGGGUCCGUCCACCUCGGCAGUAUAAAAGCCUCUUUGUACUGCUGUACCACAGACCUGUGUAAUGCCCAAGAUGCUCCAGAUCCCAAGAACAACACUGCCAAUGGAAAGAUGUGUUACUAUUGUGAUGGACAGAACUGCUCAAAGACUUUGAGCUGUUCAGGGACUGAAGACCGCUGUUUUACACAAUCAGGGACUUUUAAUGGCCAUUUACUGGUUUACAAAGGCUGUGUCUCCAAAUCUCUUUGUGAUUCCACAACAUUUAAUCCGAUUGUUUCAAACUUCACAUGCUGUGAAGGGAACCUGUGUAAUGGUAAUACUGAUGUCACCCAGAGCACCACCCAAAGCACCACCACCCAGGCCGCCACUACUAAGAGCUCCACCCAGGGCACCACCAAGGGUGCUAGCGGUGCUCAGAGCGUCACUCAGAGCUUCCUGUUCCUCUGCUUUUCUCUGCUGUCCUUCAUCCUGCUGCACUGAAUCCAGCAGCUCUUCAGAUUCAACAAUGAGACACACUGUACAGAAUAUAGAGCUUACGUUUUUUCUCUACUAUAUUUGACAUGUUGUG